CAAUAGACCAACACUGCACCAUUUGGGAGCUGCGCAGUCUACCACCCUCACUGCUUAAACACUCUCGCCUCCCAUCUCUUCUUCCUCCUUCUCCAACCCCUCCCCCUCCCGGCCCCCCAUCCCCCUCUCUGCACGACCACGACGCCAUGAUCCAUGAACUUCAAGAAGAGGAGGAUGCAGAUAGGUACUGCGUAGGUAGGACGCCAUAGGAGCUACACAGCUAGAUAGGCAGAUAGCAGCGGAGCAGCAACGCUGCCAGCCAGCAGGAAGGGGGAUGUACAAGAACCAGCUGCAGGAGCUGGCGCAGAGGAGCUGCUUUAGCCUUCCGUCGUACGUGUGCACGCGGGAGGGCCCCGACCACGCGCCGUGCUUCCGGGCCGCCGUCACCUUCAACGGCGAGACCUUCGAGGGCCCCAGCGGCUGCACCACGCUCCGCCAGGCCGAGCACGCCGCCGCCGAGGUCGCCCUCGCCCGCCUCUCCCUCCGCGGGCCCUCCACCUCGCUCGCCGCCCGGGUCCUCGAUGAGACGGGGGUGUACAAGAACCUGCUGCAGGAGACCGCGCACCGGGCCGGGCUGAAGCUGCCGGCGUACACCACGGUGCGCUCGGGCCCGGGCCACUCGCCGGUGUUCGCCUCCACGGUGGAGCUCGCUGGCAUGAGCUUCGCGGGCGACCCCGCCAGGACCAAGAAGCAGGCGGAGAAGAACGCCGCCAUGGCCGCCUGGUCUUCCCUCAAACGGAUGCCAGAGGCGCGCAAGAAGCCGGGCGCCGGCGACGAGCAGGACCACGUCAUCGUCGCCAGAGUUCUCGCCGCGCUGAAGCCUCGAGGCGACGUCGGCGACGGCAAGGCGGCGGCGCCUCUGCCGAAGCAGUGCGGCACCGGCUCGUCUCCCUCUGCUCUUCCGAACCCGCCGAUGUACAGACAACAAUGGCGGCCUCGGAACACUCCUGCUCGGCCGCAGCCGCCGGUCGGGCCCAGGAUCCUGCCUCCCCUGCACCUGCUGCACCAACCGGCGUCGAGCUCCAGGGACGCCGCGGCGGCGGAGCUGGUGCGCAUGCUGGAGAGGGCCAUCGUGAGGGACAGGGCCGCCUCGGAGGCACUCCCGCCGCCGCCGCCGUGCUACUACGCGCCCGCGUCGGCGUACCGCCACGACGCCGCGCCGAGCUCCUUCGCCGCGGGCGGGUUCCACGCGCCGGCUGUUAGCGUGCGGUCGGUGAUCCCGGUGUGCGCCGCCCCGCCGCCGGUCAAGGAGGGACGGAAUGGCCCAGCGACAUCCUCGGAUCCAGGCAAGAGGGUGUGAGCUCGUGGCCAGCUUUUGAAGCGCAUGAUGAGUCUGGUUCUGUUCUCGCAGCGCAGGGGAAUUUUGAUCACAACUUUCUCUGUACAAAAUUAAGCCGUGUACGAGGUCAACCACGCAUCUCUCUCCCUCCCUCUCUCCCGGUCUCCCCCCUCCGUCCGCUGGUUCGACCAUGAUCUGGAUGGUGAGAUCUUCAGGGUUCCGAAAGGCAGUCAUGGCCUCCAUGCCCCUGAGGCCAUGGAGACGUUUUAGAUGGAUGAACAUAUGAUAUAGCUGUACUACUGUUCCCGCAUGUGUUCCGGAGCUUCAGUAGAAGCCAUUCUCCGUGUUAACCAGCUAGCGUAUCAUCUCGUUGGCCCUGCAUACAUGUCUCGCCAUGUACAAAAGUUCACGUCGUAUACAUCUCCCUUUUUCUGAA
This is a messenger RNA of Panicum virgatum (switchgrass), 1715 nucleotides long. Its product is annotated as double-stranded RNA-binding protein 3-like. The transcript is spliced from 3 exons. Gene Ontology annotation, molecular function: double-stranded RNA binding. Lineage: Eukaryota; Viridiplantae; Streptophyta; Magnoliopsida; Poales; Poaceae. The record is from RefSeq and is a predicted model, not a curated record. Bases 275 to 1300 code for a protein of 341 amino acids.